AUGGGACAUGCGACGACUACAGUUCGGAUUAUAUCCGCAGAGAAUGUGAGAAAAAUUUUAAAGGCAUGGGAUUUCGAUGAAACGGUAAUCAACUCAUGGUAUAAUGAUGUAGAAGUUCCGGUGGAAGAAAAUGAUACGUUUUAUGUCGCUAGAAUAGCGAUUCUUUGUGGAAUGAAACACUUUCAUGCAAGUGAUUGUCCUAUCAUUAACGCACCUCACGCCAAGAUUCAUCUUCGACUCACAGAUAAGAAUCAUGCAUGGAUGGUAAAUGCACUAUCCUACCGUAUUUUAACGAAACAAUUUUGUCAGCAAAAGGCGGUUUUUCCUUCUUAUCUCUAUUCUCUUAACAUUCAAACGGCCGCUCUUUUUACUUCAUAUGGUAUUGCCAGCUUAAAGUUGCUCAUUAGUGCGUGCCACAGCUUAAGGGUAUUGGCUAUAAGCGAUAUAGUGGACGAUGAACUGGUCAAAAUUAUAACAAUCUCGUGUCCCUCCCUUCGUUGCAUAAGAUUAUCCUCGUGUGAUGGCGUAACUGAUGAUUCACUAGAAUUGAUUGCGAAAACAUAUCCUCAUCUUCUGUCAUUAGACUUGGGUGGUGAUAGCUGUCCCAUUUCAGAUGCAGGCAUCAAAUCAUUAACACAAUCGUGUACCGAGCACAAGCCAUUGAUCUCGAUAACUGCGAAAUGCAAUGUUAGUGACAAGACUAUGUCUGUUAUCACUGAAUCUUGUCCACAAUUGAGAGCUCUAGAUGUUUGUAGUAAAAUUCUAACCGAUGAGCCUGUUAUCGCUCUUAUCGAGUCAUGCAGAAAGGUAGAAGACUUAGUACUUCAUUAUCGCAAUAUGACUACUUCUGUCAUAAAUACCAUUGCGCAAAAUUGUCCUGUUUUGCGUUUACUUGACGUGGAAUGUGACCAGGAAUUAAGUGUAGACUCGAUAGGAACAUUACUUAGAGGUUGUACGAUUCGAGGUCGUUUGGCUUUACCGGAAAACGUUGCACUAAAUUCAGAUAUAGACAAGUUAGUAUCCAAACUUGCUCCUCAUUUGAUGAAACGUUCCCAGGAAUAUGGAUCUCUAAAUCAUGGGACAUAUACUCUAUACGAGAUGAGUUAG
Rhizophagus irregularis DAOM 181602=DAOM 197198 is the source of this 1107-nucleotide messenger RNA. The record is from RefSeq and is a predicted model, not a curated record. Lineage: Eukaryota; Fungi; Glomeromycota; Glomeromycetes; Glomerales; Glomeraceae.